AUGAAUACAAUGACUGAUCAUUUUUUUGAAGGAGCUGAAAAAUUAUUAGAAAUUUGGUUUACUACAAGUAAUAAUAAUGAUACACUAUCUAAUGAUUUACGUAGCAUACCACGGGAUCUUAUUGAAGAAGUAUUAAGUUUGGUUAAUUGUAAAGUUCUUAAAUAUGCACAAUCAUCUACAACAGAUACUUAUGUAUUAAGUGAAUCGAGCAUGUUUAUAUUUCAAACACAUUUUAUUUUAAAAACAUGUGGUGAAACAACAUUACUUCAUGCUGUUCAACCAAUGUUGGAACUAGCACGAGAUUAUUGUGGAUUCGAUAUAGUUGAUCAAGUCUUCUAUAGUCGUCGUAAAUUUCUUCGACCUGAAUUGCAAAAAGUACCACAUACAAGUUUCGAUCAUGAAAUUGUUUAUCUUGACUCAAUCUUCGAAGGAGGUUGCGCCUAUGUUCUUGGUCGUUCUAAUGUUGAUUGUUGGUAUUUGUAUACACUUGAUAAAACUCGUGUUAAUGCAAAAUCCGAUCAAACAUUAGAAGUCAUUAUGACUGAAUUAGAUCCAGAAAAGAUGAAAAUCUUCUAUCAAGAAUAUACAAAUUCAGCUACUGAAGCAACAAAAAAAGCCGGCAUUGAUAAAUUAUUUCCAAAUGCAAAAAUUUUUGAUUAUUUAUUUGAUCCUUGUGGUUAUUCAAUGAAUGGUUUAUUGUCUGAUGGUCAUUAUUUUACAAUUCAUAUAACACCAGAACCUAAUUUUUCAUAUGUUAGUUUUGAAACAAAUGUUUCAUACAAUCAAUAUCAAGAAAUAAUUCGUAAAAUUUUAAAAAUUUUUAAUCCAGGCAAAUUUACGACAACUAUUUUUGGUGGAACGGCAGCAACAAGUCUUGAUCUUCAACGUAAAUUAUUUUUAUAUCCUGAUUAUGAUCGUAUUGAUUAUCAAAUUGUUUUCUUGGUUGAUUAUGAUCUUUUUUAUAGCUAUUAUAAAAAACAUCCAAGCUGA
This is a messenger RNA of Rotaria sp. Silwood1, 990 nucleotides long. Lineage: Eukaryota; Metazoa; Rotifera; Eurotatoria; Philodinida; Philodinidae. The record is from the annotation of a GenBank genome assembly.